AAACAAUAACGCUGUAUUUAUAUACUAUACCUGCUAAAUAUUAGUUUUUACUCAGCGGAAUAAAACAAAGAUGAAUCCAAAUUAUGAAGAUUUGUCAGCAUGGAAUUUGAAUGAUGCUAACAAUCCUAUGUCAAACACUAACUCAUAUUAUCCAGGAGGUCCAGGUUUCCCAGGUGGUGGACCAGGAUAUCCAGGAGGCGGACCAGGAUAUCCAGGAGGAGGACCAUGCUAUCCUGCAGGUGGACCAGGGUUUCCAGGAGGAGGAGGAGGAGGAAUGGGUCAAGGAUUUCCACCACCAGCACCAUGCCAAGGAGCACCACUAGGUUAUCCAGGUCCUGACCCUGCAGGCUUUCCACCUUCUGGUUCUAUGGGAUUUGGUAAUGGACCUCAAUAUGGAUAUAAUCCAAGUGGUGCAGGUUAUCCAGCUCAAGGAUAUCCGCAAACAGACUCAAACUAUGGAGGCGCACGGCAGUAUAUUCCAGGUGCACCUAUUUGCCCAUCACAACCAUCGUGCGGAACUAUGGACUCAUUCAGUUAUAAUGAUAGUGAUUAUGGAAGAAGUACAGACCGAAAUCCAUAUUCCGAGCCAAAUAGAUCUUGUCAGUCCAAUUCGUAUAAAGACAUAUUUAAUCCAACAGUCAAAGAUGCACCGAACUUUGAUGCUGAAGCAGACUGUGAACGUUUAAGAAAAGCAAUGGCAGGAUUAGGAACAAAUGAAAAAGAAUUAAUUGAUGUUAUGGCACAUAGAAGUCCUGCUCAACGUGUAGCAAUCACAAGGAAAUAUAAGGCAUUAUUUGGAAAAGAUUUAACAUCUAAAUUUCGGUCUGAAUUAAGUGGACACUUUUUAGAUUGUAUGAUCGCUUUGUGUUUAUCACCAGCUGAAUUCGAUGCUUCUGAGUUGUAUAAAGCAAUGAAAGGUCUUGGUACAGAUGAAGACGUUCUUAUUGAAAUAUUAUGCUCUAGAACAAAUGAACAAAUCAGGGAGAUCAAAGAUGCCUAUGGAAGAAAUCGAACACGUCAAAUGACUGUAGAAGAAGUUCGUGGACUUAUGAAACAACUUACUGACAAAUUUAAUGCAAAAGACAAUGGUGAUUUAUACAAUAUGGCACAUCAACCGGUAUCAGGUGGGGGCAAUGCAAUAGAACAAAUUGAGCAUGUGAAAAAUCACUUGAUUAAAUAUGUCAGACAAGAUAAAGACUUUUCAGUGGCAUUAUCUCAAGCAAAAAUUGGUAAUGUAAUUUCAGCAGAUUUUGAUGAAAGUGAUGAUAGUUACCUACUAACAAUCCAUCUUGAUAAACCAAUGAAAACUGAACAACCAACUAAAACAUCUCGACGUCCUAGUGAAAAUAGACAAAGUCAAAAGAAGCCGGCAGUGCCAACGAAAUCGGUAACACCUAAUAAACCAAGUUCACCAGCUAGUGGAAGUGUCCCUAAUUCACCAGAAAAGACAAGUCAAGCGGAUAGUAUUCCUGAAGAAAUUAAGGCAGCACAUGAUAGAUAUCGUGAAGUAGAAGAAUAUCCAUUAGAACCAACUUUAAAACCUUCACCUGAUUUUGAUCCUGACAAAGACUGUGAAAAAUUACAUCAAGCUAUGGCUGGUAUGGGUACAAAUGAAAAAGCUGUCAUUGAAAUUAUGGGUCACAGAUCAUCAGAACAACGUGUAGUCAUAACACAACGAUAUAAGUCAAUAUUUGGUAAAGAUUUAACGUCGAAAUUUAAAUCAGAAAUGAGUGGCGCCUUAUAUGAUUGUAUGAAGGCAUUGUGUUAUUCACCUGUGGAAUUAGAUGCACGUGAAUUACGUAGAGCUGUAGAAGGAGCAGGUACAGAUGAAGAUGCUUUAAUUGAAAUUCUAUGCUCUCGGACAAAUGAUCAAAUAAAACAGAUUAAAGAAACGUAUACUAAAGUAUUCCCUAAUCGUGAUUUGGAAAAUGAUAUAAAAGGUGAUACAUCACGUCAUUUCAAGCGUGUUUGCGUUGCUCUUCUACAAGCCAAUAGAGAUGAAUCAACAAAAGUCGAUACAGAACUUGCUCGAAGAGAUGCAGAAAGUUUAUACAGGGCAGGUGAACAAAAAUUAGGAACAGAUGAAUCCAAAUUUGUUCAAAUACUCGUUUCAAGAUCAUAUGCUCAUUUGCGUUUGGUGUUUGAAGAGUAUACAACCAUUGGAAAACGCAAUAUUGAAGAUACUUUAAAGGCAGAAAUGCAUGGAGAUACACUGCGUGCCUUUCUAUCAAUUGUUUCUUGUAUUAAAAAUAAACCAAAGUAUUUCGCCGAAAAACUACACAAGUCGAUGAAAGGUUUAGGCACAGACAAUAAAACACUAAUUCGUAUAAUUGUAUCUCGUUGUGAAAUUGAUUUGGGAAUAAUAAAGAAAGAAUUUCAAAGUUUAACUGGGAAAACUCUAGAAGCAUAUAUACAUGCAUUCAACGCUGUGGAUGUGUCAUCUAAAUACCUUCAUGGUACAUUUGCAAAAGGUUGA
Molecule: messenger RNA, 2476 nt
Organism: Trichobilharzia szidati
Lineage: Eukaryota; Metazoa; Platyhelminthes; Trematoda; Strigeidida; Schistosomatidae
Source: the annotation of a GenBank genome assembly